GUCAGACGCUCCAUCGCUCAUCAUUUCCUCUUCCGGGCGGCUGUGUUGGGCUUAACAGUGUCUAAAGACACAACCCUCUAGGACACGGCACCUCUUCUACUGGAAAUUCCAGGAUGUCGGGGGCUGGUGGUAAGAGAUCAGCAGGGGAUGCUGGACCCUCAGGUCCCCCUGAAAAGAAGGCAGCAGUGGAGGAUUCUGGGACCACAGUGGAGACUAUAAAGCUUGGAGGGGUCUCUUCUACGGAGGAGCAGGACCUGCGCACCCUGCAGGUGAAGAACAAGAAGCUAGCUGGCAUGUUGGACCAGAGACAGGCCAUAGAAGAUGAGCUGCGGGACCACAUUGAGACCCUAGAGAAACGUCAAGCCACAGAUGAUGCAUCUCUUCUAAUUAUUAAUCGUUACUGGAGUCAGUUAGAUGAGAAUAUUCGCAUUCUCCUUGGCCGUUACGACUUGGACCAGGACUUGGGGGAGUUUCUUAGUGAACGUAAAGCACUGGUUAUUCCAGAACCUGAGCCGGACUCUGACAGUAAUUCAGAGCGCAAGGACAUCGAGCGAGGGGAUGGACUGACUGAGUCGUCCUUCUCUUUCUUGGGCACACUGGCUAGCAGCAGCAGUGAAGAGAUUGAGUCUCAGCUGCAAGAACGCGUGGAAUCCUCUCGUCGAGCUGUUGCCCAUAUAGUAUUGGUCUUUGAUCGUUUGCAUGCUCGGCUGGACCAGUUAACUACUAAACUCAACAGCAAUGACCCAUCUCAAAUGGAGGAAUCUGUGAAGGAGCUGAACUCCAUGUUGACUAAUGAGAACAUGCGUCUGCAGGAAGUAUGCAAGCGGCUGCAAGAGAAGCAACAGAACAUGACUCAAGAGUUCAGUCAGUUGCAGACACGUUUGGAGAAUGCAGAAUCUCGAGUCUCUGUGCUGGACGGACUUAUUGAAGAUCUGCAGUGGGACAUUGAUAAGGUCCGGAAGAGGGAGCAGCGGCUGAACAGACACUUGUCUGAGGUCCUGGAGAGGGUCAACUCCAAGGGCUACAAAGUGUAUGGUGCAGGAAGCAGCUUGUAUGGAGGAACAAUAACUAUCAAUUCUAAGAAGUUUGAAGAGAUGACAUCAGAAGUUGAUAUGAAUAAGGAGCUUGCAGUCAACCGCCUGCAGGAAUUGGACAAAUUGAGACAGGACCUGCAGGACGUGACUGCGGAGAACCAGGAGCUUCAGAAAUUGCUGUCAAACGCCGUGGAGGAAAACGUGCGCCUGUCUCCAGAAUAUCGAUGCAUGCAGUCUCAGUUCUCUGUCUUGUAUAAUGAAUCUCUGCAGCUGAAAGCCCACUUAGAUGAGGCACGUUCCCUUUUACACGGAACACGUUCCAAUCAUCAGCGUCAGCUUGAGCUUAUUGAGAGGGACGAGGUGGCCCUUCAGAAGAAAGUGCGUACAGAGGUAAUUCAGCUGGAAGACACACUUGCUCAAGUGAGGAAGGAGUACGAGAUGCUGAGGAUUGAGUUUGAGCAGACUCUGGCUGCCAAUGAACAGGCUGGUCCUAUUAAUCGGGAGAUGAGACAUUUAAUAAGCAGCCUCCAGAACCACAAUCAUCAGUUAAAGGGUGAGGUGUUACGGUACAAGAGGCGUCUCCGGGAAAUCCAAGGAGAUAUUAACAAGAUGCGUUCUCGCAGUAGUAGUCUCUUCCUGCUACCCUCACAGUCUAGCGUGGAAGAACCCAAAGAAGAAACAGUUGAGAUAAAGCAAGAGCCUGAAGAAAGUGCCCCUCCAACUCCAGCUUCAUCUCAGCCAGAGCCUGCCGUAAAACGUGAGGAGGAGGAAGCACAAGCACAGCCCCAGCAGAGAGACAGACGGGAAAGGGAGAAAGAAAGAGAAAGGGAGCGCGGGAGAGAGAAAGACAGAGGAGACAGCUCAAAGGAGAAGUCAAAACAUGAACCAGACAACAAGCGCAAGGAUGCAGAAAGUGUCAAACAGAUGAAGGCCGAAAUAAAGCGAGUCCAGGAAUCUUUGCGAGAUAUGAAGCUGCUUUUAGAUAUGUAUCGUUCAGCACCCAAAGAGCAAAGGGACAAGGUGCAGCUGAUGGCAGCAGAAAGGAAGAGCAAAGCAGAGCUUGAGGAACUUCGUCAGCGGCACAGGGAACUGGAGGAAAGGGAACGCAGAGACAGCAAAAAAAUGGCGGAUGAAGACGCUUUGCGCCGAAUGAGAGCAGCAGAGGAACAGACAGAGGCUUUGCAGAAGAGAUUGUCUACAGCCAAACAAGAGGAGGACGCUUUGCUGUCAGAAAUGGAUGUCACAGGGCAGGCAUUUGAAGAUAUGCAGGAGCAGAAUAUCCGUCUCAUGCAACAACUGAGGGAGAAAGAUGACGCCAACUUCAAGCUGAUGUCUGAAAGGAUCAAAUCCAACCAGAUCCAUAAACUGCUCAAAGAGGAGAAGGAAGAGCUGGCAGAUCAGCUGCUCACCCUGCGUACACAGGUGGAUGCUCAGCUACAGGUUUUACGAAAGCUGGAGGAGAAGGAGCAUUUGUUGCAGAGCAGCAUUACUACAGGGGAGAAGGAGCUAACUCUGCGCACACAAGCACUGGAUCUUAGUAAGCGCAAGGCAAUGGAUGCCUCACAACAAGCAGAAGAGCUGCGAGUUCAACUGGAGCUGUCACAGAAAAAGCUGCAAGACUUUCGGGUAGAAAUCAUAGAAAACAGCACUAGCCGGGAAAAGGAUGCAUUCAAUUACAAGAGAGCACAGGAGGAUAUAUCCCGCCUUAGAAAAAAACUGGAAUCCACCAAGAAGCCUGAUCUGGUGCCAACGUGUGAUAAGAUCUUAAUGGAAGAAAUCAAAGAGUGCAAGUCUCGACUCACGUGUCCUUGCUGCAACUCCCGCAAAAUGGAUGCUGUCUUAACAAAAUGUUUCCACGUCUUCUGCUUUGAGUGUGUGAAGACAAGAUAUGACACACGCCAGCGCAAGUGCCCAAAAUGCAACGCUGCGUUUGGCGCAAACGAUUUCCAUCGCAUUUACAUUGGGUGAAUGGUUGACAUAUUGACGGGUCUUUCAUGUAUAGGUCAACUCUAUGGACAGAGGUAGCCACAAGAAAGACAUCACCUGCACAAGCCAUCCAAGUCAUACGCACACUGCCCUCUAUCUUCACAUUGUAAUACUGUGUCCACAUAAAUCUUAUCCUACCACAUAAGCAAGAAGUCCUCUUCACCAGGGACCAUUGCCUGUGUUAUGAUGUGCUGAUAUUUCUGAUGGUGGCAGUCUCCUGAACUGAUGCUUCCAGAGAAGCUGUGAUACAGAUAUGUACAGGUGGAACUAGGAUCCCACUGGAUUUUUUUUUAAUGGAACUAAAAAUGUCUCCGUUCUAUCAUAUUGGAGAUGAAAAUAUUUAUUUGAAGUCUAACCAAGACUUUUUUUUUCCUUUUUUUGAUCACCACUUGUGAAUAGAAAUUCACUAAUCCCUACUUCCGGUAUCAGUGGGUGUCACAAAAUAUUUUCAAAGGAGAAUCUGUUGCGGACCAAUAUUAAAGGACAACAAAAUUUAAAAAGUACAGUGCAGAGGUGGGAGGGUGAAUGGGGAAUAAAUGGCUGCUCACUUCUAGAAGCAGUCCAUUAUGGGUUGUGUCAGGCAUUGCGGCUGACAUGAUCUAUGACCAAUAGUGGGGCUGUUUCUGGAAGACAGCAACCAUGUACUUCAUGGACCUCCUUUAUUUUAGAGAUAUGUAAAUUAGUCUUGUAAGGUGCCCAAGGGUCUGUACGAACCUUCCUGGUGCCCAGCCACGCCCGCCUGUGAAGGAGCCCAGCACCGCCUAUGUCCUCCGAUUCGCCUCCUUUCGUCACCGAUAGAUUACCGCAGUGCCGGUAUAGUGUUCCUUCCCUGUGCUGGCAUCAGCCUCAGGAAAGGAACUGCGCAUACGCGAGCUUUCGCAUCGCGAGAUUACGGCAAUCUAUCGGUGACGAAAGGAGAAGAUUCGGAGGACA
Messenger RNA from Bufo gargarizans (Asiatic toad), 3953 nucleotides. RefSeq names its product ring finger protein 20 (gene RNF20). Gene Ontology annotation, molecular function: ubiquitin protein ligase activity; metal ion binding. The transcript has 20 exons. Gene Ontology annotation, cellular component: HULC complex; nucleus. NCBI's taxonomy places the organism in Eukaryota, Metazoa, Chordata, Amphibia, Anura, Bufonidae. The record is from RefSeq and is a predicted model, not a curated record. Bases 114 to 3002 code for a protein of 962 amino acids.